Pygocentrus nattereri (red-bellied piranha) is the source of this 2216-nucleotide messenger RNA. RefSeq names its product zinc finger DHHC-type palmitoyltransferase 6 (gene zdhhc6). NCBI's taxonomy places the organism in Eukaryota, Metazoa, Chordata, Actinopteri, Characiformes, Serrasalmidae. The record is from RefSeq and is a predicted model, not a curated record. Bases 478 to 1719 code for a protein of 413 amino acids. Gene Ontology annotation, molecular function: protein binding; palmitoyltransferase activity. Gene Ontology annotation, cellular component: Golgi apparatus. The transcript has 11 exons. Gene Ontology annotation, biological process: protein palmitoylation.
AAUUAAUCUUUAUUGUUUCACGUGAACGUUUUUGACCAAGGAAGCUGAAAUUGACAAUAAACCCAAAUGAUUAGCUACUUUAGGCUUCCAGUUAUCUCGUGGCACUUCUCGGUCUGUCCACACAUGAGCUGAGAGUACAGACGAAUAGAGAGAGCACCGUUCAGGGCGAGAGGAGGACAAGAAGAAAAUCAGAAGGAAGUAUCGAGAUGGAUGAUUCGCCUCCAGCUCGAGAAUAGAGCUACCGAGUGACCGGAGAGAAAGAAUGCCACACCCUAUAAGAGCUGGUGACUCUAAGACACAGACGACUCCUUUGACUCAUGAAACAGCUGAUCUCUGGAUGUUUCGGAGAAGACAAAAAAUACAUCCUUUGUCCUCCUCAUGGUUAAUUCAUUCCGUUAGAGAGAGACAGCACAUCUAACCAUUUCACUGAUCACUUCAAGGAACCUGAAUAAAUUUAAGAAACACACGCAGUACACAAUGAACAUUCUCUCAGCCAUUAUUGUAUUUGAAAACCUCCAUGAGGUUAGGCGGCUCUGUCACUGGGGUCCGAUCAUUGCACUUACUGUCAUUGCUGUGUGCUCUUCCAUGGCCAUACUGGACUCCAUUAUCUGGUACUGGCCCCUGGACACCACUGGUGGCAGCAUUAACUUUAUUAUGCUCAUCAACUGGACGGUCCUUAUUCUCUACAACUACUUCAACGCCAUGUUUGUGGGUCCUGGAUAUAUUCCUUUAGGGUGGAAACCGGAAAAUCAACAAGACACAAUGUACUUACAGUUCUGUAGAGUGUGUCAAGGAUAUAAAGCUCCAAGGUCUCACCACUGCAGAAAGUGUAACAGGUGCGUGAUGAAGAUGGACCACCACUGCCCCUGGAUCAACAACUGUUGCGGACAUCUGAAUCAUGCCUACUUCACUACUUUCCUCCUUCUGGCCCCAUUGGGAUGCACACACGCUGCUUUUAUCUUCAUCAUGACAAUGUACACCCAGUUGUAUGACCGGAUCUCUUUUGGUUGGAGCUCAGUGAAGAUAGACAUGAGUGCCGCACGACGCAUCCACCAUCCCAUAAUGCCAUUCAGCGUGGCAUCUUUUGCAGCCACCCUCUUUGCCUUGGGACUGGCCCUUGGCACCACUAUUGCUGUGGGCAUGCUGUUUUUCAUACAGAUUAAAGUAAUUAUGCGAAACAAAACCUCAAUUGAAGUAUGGAUCGAGGAGAAGGCCAAAGACAGAAUCCAGUACUACCAAACUGGAGAGGAGUUCAUCUUCCCUUAUGAUCUCGGCAGUCGGUGGGAGAACUUUAAGCAGGUGUUCACCUGGUCUGGAACCCCAGAGGGAGAUGGCAUUGAGUGGCCUGUUAAUGAGAAGUGCCACCAGCAUACUCUAACUAUUGAGCAACUAAAACAAAAAGCAGACAAGCGUGUGAGAAGUGUCCAGUACAGAGUUGUGGAGAACUAUAAUGGGGCCUGCUGCCCACUGAGAAAGGGGUUUAACACAUUUCUUAGGACACCUUGUACAGAGGAACCCAGGAUCCAGCUUAGUAAAGGGGAGACCAUCUUUGCCACAAGAGGAACAAAGUGGUGGAUGUAUGGGGACAAAGUUUUGGAUGAGGAGCAGACUAAAGCUGCGGUUCGUGUGAGAGGAUGGUUUCCACGGCGAUGCGUGGAAAAGUGUCUCUAUGACUCGGCAAACAAUACAUCAGCAAGUGAAGAAAAGAAAGACAAAUAAAGUGGUAAUUUACUUUACUGUACUGGUCGGCUUGUGUAGGGACGUCCUGUGGUCUGAUUUACUGACUGGGCACCUUCUUGUAUUUCUGUUGAUGGCUGAUGCCUGAGAUACUCAUGUUACAGGAAGUAGAAAUGCAAAUAGAGGAGCUUUCCAGCAAUGUCUGCUUUCUGACUGAAGCGUUUUAAGGGCAGUCUUAGUCUGCAUCACCAGAUAGUAAAGCAAAUAACUCUUUAAACCAGCAAAUUCCGCUUCCUUAAGUGAACUUGUGUACCUCUGUAACAUCUCCAAAGACAAGUUAAUAAGUGAAAUGUGGUGAGGAAGGAAACUGUCAUUUUUCAUGAGUUGAUGAUUUGGGGCACGUUUUUAGGAUUUGAGCGAAUGUUUACUUGAAUUUGUUGUUCUCUCUCUUUCUCUUUUCUCUCUUUUUUUGUCCACACUGUUUAUGCAAUGCCUUUGCCAGUUGUAACAAGUUCUUAGUCAUGCAAUUUCUCUGUAUU